AAGCUGUUCAUAUCACAAAAGCAUUGCAGUGCGGGACCUAUCGUUUCCACUUCAGAUACGAUUGCAUCAGUGAGCUGUCCCAAGCAUCAAGCCGGCCAUAGACGCUCAGAGCCGUCACCGUGGCGAACAAGGCAGGACUUCAUGGCGUUCGUCGGAAGGCGCAGAUCGAGGAAGGCCCAAGCAACAGGGUUACAACACAGACGAAGAGAACCGCCGCCAUGGGGGUCUUCCGUGGCGAACCGCCGCGGCCUCGAUGGCUGCCGAGACUGCUGAUGGCGUCACUGGUUCUGAACGGAGUCGUGCUGGGCCGUCCCAGCGGCCAGCCGGCCGUGUGCGGCCGGUCCUGCUGCUCCGUGCUGCCAUCGUGUGAAUAUGCCAAGAUAGUGACGUGCGACUGCCCGGACCUGGACAAAACGAUCAUUCGGAAAGGAGACGUUCCCGCUACUGCUCGCGAGGUGACUAUCCGCCGCCCGCGACACGUCAUCCUCGAGGAAGACACGAUCGGAGGCCUUCCGUUCCUGGAGAACUUCACCGUCAGCGAUGUGGGCCAGCUGGAGAUCAGGCGGGGCGUGGUUUUGUCAGAGAUCCCGACAUCACUUCGCUGGCUCAAAUUCUUCCGUAUUGAUUCAGUAAUAGUCGAGCCAAUGGCCUUCUUCGACCCUCGAGAAGUGGAACAGGUUUCGAUUACGUUUCAUCAAAUCGGGCUUCUUGUCAUAGAGACCAACGCAUUCGACAUGUUUCUUGAAGAUCUAGUCCUGAAAAACGUCGAAGACGCUUACAUGAGACCGGAAGGCUUUUUCAAGUCAGUUUCGAUGAUUGAGUUGAAUAAUGUGUCCAUUGAAGAGUGCCACCAAGGAUCAUUCGGUCAGAAUUCCAGACGCGUCAUGUGGACUGAUGUAACCAUGGAAGAAGCAAAACCGGGAUGUAUCACUUUCAGGGAUGGUGCCACUUUUGAUGUCCUGGGUCUGAGACUAAACACUGUGAAAACCAAAGCAUUCUCCGGCAAUCCUCGCAAAGUGGUGAUCCGAGACAGCCAGCUGGGUCAUUUGUACGAAAAUGCCUUCCACCUCCGGCUCACUAAAUUUACAUUCAGAAAUGUAGAAGUUGGUACGCUGCAUCCGUUCUCUCUUCACAUCAGUUCGAAGGGCCCAGUCUAUAUCGACCAUGUGCGAAUCGAUGAGAUGCAACGUGAUGCCCUUCGGGGCAUCCGUUUGGAGUCUCCUGCCCCAGCGAAACUGCUUCUGAUUGAUCUGGAGAUCCUUUCAGCAGAAAACUCAUCGUUUGCUCUCUCUAAAACGAUAAAAGAUCGCAGCCUGAACGCAUCCCGCAUCAAUGUGAAGUCAAGACCCAUUCCCGUGUGUCCUAACGAGAAGUACGCCCGCUUCUUGACUGGUGUCGGGGACACAGGACAGAUGACCCCAGCUCAAAGCAAAAUCUCAGAGGCACUCACAGGAAACAUCUUUUGCGAUUCAUUUGAGUGGGAAGGCAGCGAGGACUUCGAGAGACCGAUGGUUGAAACAGCUCAAGACACCUCAGUGGAACCAAAAGACGGACAUGGACCUGGAAAUCGUCCUAAGGGCAAUCAUGAAGUGGAAGAAGCUGACAUCUCUGCCGCUGACACUGAGGACGAAUAUGGACCUACAAAGCAUGUCGAGGAGGAGCAAAGGCCCGGACACGACGCCGAGAACGCGAGUGUAUCCAGCAAUGGCGUAGAUGACCUCAAUAGACUUCAAGAUCGUACUCGCGUACAAGAUCGUACAAGAUCGUCGUCGUCGCUGGUCGACGACCAGCGACCGACAGCUGAUAGCAAAGACGACCAGGGACCGAAAGCUGACACCAAAGACGACCAUAGACCGACAGCUGAUACUAAAAACGACCAUAGACCGACAGCUGAUACUAAAAACGACCAUGGACCGACGGCUGAUACCAAAGACGACCAUAGCCCCACAGCUGAUACCAAAGAACAUCAUUAUGUGACAGCUAAUACCGAAGACGACACUACGUCUGUAGAGGGUACCAAAAACGACGAUGUUUCUGUACGCGAUGCUGAUGAUGGCGAUGAUCAUGUCGGUAGGGAUGCCCAUGGACAUCAUGGUUUCAAAGUGGGUGUCGCCGUCGCCGCCGGCGUGCUAGCAGUGUUGAUUGUAGGCUUGUUUAUAUGGAAGUUGCUGAAAAACAGUUGCCCAGACUAUUCGCCAGUUGCUAAUAGUUGAAAGCUAUUGGUUCUAGAGUUCGUGAAUUUACUAUUAUCAUCAAACACUUAUUAGAUUCUUGACAAAUCAACGAUCAACAAUCCCUUUAAAAGCUAUAUAAAUGGCACGUUGACGUGACACAUCUUUGUAGUGGUUUUAGCAAAACAUCUCAUUGGAAGUAUCGCAUAUGUCGUUUUGAAACGAAUGGUAGCUCCAAAGUUCACGCGAUCACUUGACUAAUUCUUGAGUUACCACGAAAGCGACAGAGGAUGGGCGCUAAACUCUCUCAGCCAAUGGUCGGUUAAAGUCAAUAAUGUUAUGUGACCUAUAGCCUUCUGUUCAAAAAUGUGCUUCAACAACUUAAUGUUUAGAUUUAGGCCAAAUUUUGGUUGAUAUCUCCGAUACUGGGUUCACUAGAGUUUUCAAUACAAGCCGAGCCAUGAGAUCCCGGCGACGACGGCGGUCCCGAGAAGGUGGCGACAGCGGCGAGCGGAUCAAUCAGGCGCCGAGGACCGCACCGCCGCCAGCCGCGCGCGAGAUCGCCCGGCGACGGUGCUGCUGCUGGGUGCUUGCUAAUAUGUUAAUGCAUCAUGUGUGUGUGAUUGCUUAUUUGGCUAUCGUGAAUGAUUGCCCGUCGAAGUACCACCGAACUACGUCAUGUCCUUUCAUAGUUUAGGUCGUGUUUCAUAGACGCUAUCGAAUGUAUGUGGCGCUUUUAGCGAUAAUGUACUCGAUGUGUACUUCCUGCGUUAGGCUAUUUUUGAAUCGUGAAAUCAUUGGGUAUUUUCGUUCAAUUGUGUUUCAUAAAUUGAAGUUAUGCUUUAUCUUGUCUAACACCAGUAAACAUGCUUCAGUAUCGGUGGUAUCUGUAGGACAAAAAAAGUGAUUGAAUGAUUGAGCUGAUGUGCAUUCACGCCAGGGCCUCGGCUAACAUGUUAACUACUGGGGCAAUGCCCCAGUAGAGUCGAGGAAUGCCCCAGUAGUGGUCAGGCUUUGCCCAACUUCCACAAAAUGACAAUAUAUCAAUAUUAACG
Molecule: messenger RNA, 3226 nt
Organism: Amphibalanus amphitrite
Lineage: Eukaryota; Metazoa; Arthropoda; Thecostraca; Balanomorpha; Balanidae
Exons: 3
Coding region: 219-2213 (664 amino acids)
Source: RefSeq, a predicted model, not a curated record